CUGUGUAAUUUAAGGUUAAAUGGUUUUAAGGGUGCAAGAGGCGGCGGUAUCCCGAAAGUGGCAGUUGUGGUGACCGAUGGACAAUCGCAGGAUAGUGUAGCUGAGGCAGCACAACGGCUAAGGGAUGCGCAUGUGAUGAUUUAUGCAAUCGGCGUUACAAAUCUAGUCAAUGUGCAUCAGCUACAUCAAAUAGCCGGAAAUCCGGUACGAGUGCUCACUGUGGAAUCUUUUGAUCAGCUCGAUAGGACACUGGCUGAUUCACUUACUUGGGAUAUGUGCAAAACUGAAUUCAGUGAGUUCUGA
Molecule: messenger RNA, 303 nt
Organism: Gongylonema pulchrum
Lineage: Eukaryota; Metazoa; Nematoda; Chromadorea; Rhabditida; Gongylonematidae
Source: the annotation of a GenBank genome assembly